Messenger RNA from Lytechinus pictus (painted urchin), 7912 nucleotides. RefSeq lists its product as uncharacterized. Lineage: Eukaryota; Metazoa; Echinodermata; Echinoidea; Temnopleuroida; Toxopneustidae. The transcript has 21 exons. Bases 440 to 5350 code for a protein of 1636 amino acids. The record is from RefSeq and is a predicted model, not a curated record.
GGGAAAAAUAAUUUCGCCUCCGGGCCAGCUAGCUAGCUGCGCGCGCUGGAGUUUCGCGAACGUUAUCUUUUCUCACUUUCUUUUGCACGUGGGCCGCGCGGGGGCCGGGGUGAAACAUGCGCGCUUUUUCAACGAGAUGUAACGUAGCUAAAGGAUCUAGAGCUAGCUAGCUAGAGCUAGAGAGAGAACAAAUUCCGGCGCUGGUGAGCGAUUGGAUCCUACGACUUACGAGUUGCCUGAAAUCCUGUAUCAAAAUUUUUUAUCAUCUUGUCCAUUCUCGUGUGUGACAUUGACACCAAUCGUAGCUUUAGGAAAAGCAAAUCAUGAAAUGAACAGCCAAAAACUUGACCUUUAACUAAAGUGUUAGGUCUGGUAUACUGCAUCAGGGACUGAAGAGAGAUCAGGACAUCUACCAACAUUGCUGGACAGCUAACAAAAUAUGUAUCCUGCAGGAGGCCCACCAAGUCAUAACCAAGGGUAUCCUGUGCAGUACUCAAACCAAGUGAAUUCAAGACAAUGUGGACCUGGGCCUCUGGUAAAUAGGCAAGGAACUAUACAGAACAUCCAACAGAGCAUGUUGGGUCCUCCAAUGCUGCCUACCAACUUUGCACCAGUUCCUGUGAUGACACCAAUGUGUCGCUCUGCUUACCUACCACCUCCACCUCAACCACAGUUCAUGCCCAGGGCUCUAUUGCCCAGCCAUAUUCCUCUACAUAAAGACAGCCAAGGUCCAGUUAUGCAACAAGAUAAUUUUCAGAGAGGGGGUAGAUCUUCAGGUCUUUCUCCUUCACACAGUAUGGCUAUGGGUGGCUAUGCCCACCAAGGUUCCACUCCUUCUGCACCUCCCCCUUUAUUCCGCCCAGGCCCCCAAACACCUUCGCCUAAAGGAGCAUCCAUAGAUGACCAGAAGAAGCUCAACAAAUCUGAAAAAGAAGAUCUGUAUCGCAUGUUUGGGGUUGUGUUACAGCAGCAUGGACCAAUAGAGGUGACUGAUAGCAGACUUCUAAGUGUGUUUAUGGGAUUGUCACCAUGGAUGCGCCAGGGUAUCAAGUAUCUUGGUGGUCUGAAGGACUUCUUCAGACAGGGAGACAUCUUUAAGGUCGAUGGAGAUGUUGUUUCAUUGGCAUGGCAAGAAGAGGAGGCAGAAGAUAAACCAAAGCAAAGCAAGAAACCUUGUCCUUCACCAGUGGCACCCAAACCUAAAUCCCCCAUCUCUUUCAAACCAAAGUCACCAGGCAAUGAGACAUGGGAUCUAGAUAAUGAUAGCAAAUCUAAGAAUAUACCUAAAUUACAAUCAUCUAUUGACAAUGGUUCAGAAUCAUCAGGAGAUGAUGGAGAUUGGGAGGGAGAGCAGAAGCAGGGCUGGUGGCUUUUAGACCCUCUCCCAGGGGAGGAUGAAGAUUGGAAGGAGAUGACACCCCUCCAGGGAAAGAUGGGAGGUGGAUACUAUGAGGAUUUCAGAAAAUUAGAAGAAAAAGAUAAAAAAGAUCCUGAGGAAACUCAGAAGAAACUAGUGUUCACAAGCCCUUCCACUGCUGGCAAUAAAACAGAAAAGGAAGUGAAUGCAUUGCCUAUGAAGAAAGAUGAGGGAAAUCUGAUGAAAGUACCGAAAACAAGCCCUACCAUGUUUGCCAGUGUAAUUGAAGAGGAACAGAAUGAAUCUUCUCCAAAGAAAGAUGACACAAUUCAAAAGAAGUUGGUAUUUACAAGUACUCCUUCCCUUGGAACAGAAAAUGUGAAGACUUCCCCACCAAAGAAUGAUAGCUCCACUCCUUGGAACUGGGAAGAGUCUGCCAUUGCUCAAGAAGCAGAGGCAGGAUUGAGACGAGAGUCUGUGCUAACCAAUAACACGAAGCAGUCGGGUCAUUCUCCUGUAUCACUCAGUAGGGAGAAUAAUAUGAAUGCUGCUAGAUCAUGGCCGUCAGAUGUCAAGGGACCAACAGAUAUGAAGUCUUUGGGAGAGAAGAGCGAUAGCAGUAGCCAGGAAGAGGAGUAUGAUGGACGGAGUACUGAGAUGGUUUAUCGGUCUGGGUCUCUUCAUCAGGCAGAAGAUGAUGUUAUCAUCCUUGAGGACAUUGAGGUUAGUGGUACAGAAGAGGAGAUUCGUAAAGCUGUAGAUGGUACAGAUAGUGCCGAGGAUAAGAGUGAUAUCUUCACAGAUGCUCUGGGCAGUGGCCAAGAGGAUGCAGAUAAAGUAGAUGAAGAUGAGCAAAGACCAGAAAACUACAUUGAAGAUGAUGUGGAAACAGGUAACAUAAAGGAAGAUGCUGACAAAAAGGACAUGAUGUCUGAUAUGAUUUCCAAAGUGAUCAAUCUUGCAAUCUCCAAGGUCACCAGCUCCCAACUUGAAGGUACUGGCAAUCAAGAAACUGACCAAACCACUGAUCAAGAGACAGACCAAAACAUACCCAUUUGUAGUAAUAUUUCCAUAAGUGCGGAAGAAGAGGGUGUGUCAUUCAGUCGCACGGAAUCGGGAUCAUCAAAAUCAGUUAGGAGUGUUGGUGUUGAAACACCAAAACCUCAACAAUCACACAAAGCAAUGUGUACCAGGGAAAUCAAAACACGAAGCAGCAAAGUCAACACCAUUACUGUGUCUACUAUCAACAGACGUGUGGGAACAGGAGAGGAUCCAAGAAUAGAAGAACUUACACGUGAUUUGGAAAAAGAGUCUCGCAGAUGCAGACAUCUUGCUGAUGACUAUGAAGACCUGUCUAACAAGUAUGAUAGACGGAAGUUGGAGUAUGCAUCAGAAACCAAAGAAAUAAAACGCAAACUGGACCAAACUACCAGAGACUUGGCGGAUUGCCAGCGCAAACUUUCAAGCAAGGGAAUUGUACAGCUUGAUGAAUUAAGAAAGACUACCAUGGAACUGAAAGAUUCAGAGAGCAGACUCAAUGCAGCAAAAUCAAAGAUUAAUCGAGCUGAUAAAGAAAAUUACAAUCUGACCAAAGAACUGGAGAAGACCACACGUCAGCUUUUGGACCUUGAGAAAUCAGAAGCCAAGAAACAGGAGAGUGGAAGAAGCCGUAGUACGUCAACAGGUGGACUGGAACAGGAGAAAGAUCUCGUCAUGGAGGAAGAGAACAAGCUAUUAAAGAUGAGAUCCAGAUCUGCUGAGCAAAAGGUAUUAGAACUUCAGUACCAGUAUGCAAUGCAGAGUCUCAACAAAGCUCUACAAGAAAGUCAGUACAUCUUUAGAAUGUAUGGUAACUCCCUCCUUAGUAGCUCUCAUCGUGAGCUGUUGCGUAUGAAGUGGAUGGAUUAUCAGAUGUACAUCAAGGAGAAGACUGAUGAAGUUGCCACAUCUUAUUAUAGCUCCCUCAAAGCUCUUCAUCAAGAAGUUCCAUUAGCCGACAUCCCAUCACUAAAAACCCAACAUGUUGAGACAUUCAAUCCAUACAAGCAAUCACCAGUAAAGGCUGGUGAGUUUGGCUACAUCAAUCCUGUUGUAACUGGCUUGGCUACACCAUCCCAGACCACCCUCUCUAUGCCUGUUGUACACCCUGGAGUGAUGGGUGCUGGAGUGGUAAAUCCCUCUAUCCCUGUGGCCCCUACCAGUGUACCUACCAAAGUUCCCCCAGGUCUUGCAGGAGCUGCAACCCAAGCUCCACCAGGACUCUCUAAUGCACAGGUUUCUGCAGGUAAUGAUCUCUCUAUGACCUACAUGCAAGCUCAGACCCAGAGAGGUGCCCCUGGGAAAGUAUCAAGGAGGGUACCACGUAAGGCUCCUAAGGCACUCCUAGCAGCAAACUUCAUGUCCUCUCUUCAACAUACCACCAAAGUGUAUGGCAGUGGAGCUGCAGUAACUCCUAGUCAACCACAGUUUGACAGGACGACUGGUGGGCAUGAUUUGGGUUCGCAAAGUCAAGUUCAUGAUUGGUUGGAUAAUAUGGAUACAGAUAGCACUCCACAGAAUCAAGUGAGCGCUCCAACAUCAAACGUACAACGACGACCAGCAGCCCAAAGUCUUACGGAACCCCAGAUCCCUACCCCAAUGGAUAUCACUGGCACACAGCAGCCAGAAGGUAUGGACACCCGUACUACCAGUGUACCAGACCAAGUGAUGAUGGCCCCAACGAGUGGCAUGACCAGACCUGCUGGUAUUGGGCGUGGUAAACCUCGCUCCACUUCAGGAAUGAGCACACAGCCUCCUGUAUUCCCUACUAUGGAGUCACACAGAGGUCCUGUUGAGGCUAUGGAUGUUGGUGUGAGAUCAAAGACUCCCGAGUUACCAGAUGCUGCCCCAAUAUUGAGUGAUACUGCUACCUCCACCAGUAGGGCAUCCUCCAUCUCCAACUCCCGUUCUGCAUCGCCGUUGCUCACCUCCCAGCUACCAGGAGUCAUGGAACGCCUUUCCCGUCCAUCUGGAUCCAAGCAGGCCUCCACUGCAGGGAGCUUCUCCAAGUUUACCUUCCAAGCAGCUGGAGUAAUGGAGCGUUUGUCCCGUCCGCCUGGAUCAAGGCGUGAAUCUCCUGCUGGAGCUGUGGCAGGAGCCAAUGCACAAACAGAAUCUGCUUCCAGACCACGUCCCUCCAGUGCAGGAGAUGCUCUGCUUGAAUCCCAAGGGAGCACCAAUGCUGCCAAGGUCAGAUCUGUAAGCCUUGGAGGAGGAGCAGGAGCAGGAAGUUUGCAAUCAUCAAAUGUACCUUCUACUGGUCAGGAACUUGCCCAGCAAGCCACCUCUGCCAAGAAAGAUGACUCCCAAGGUGGUGGCACAGGUAGUAUGCCUCGAUUCCGAUCUCGUCAGCUGAGGAUGCCGUAUCAUCGCGGUGCUGAAGAGGAGCAGAGUGGAGGAGCAUCAAGUGAAGGCAGUGGUGAAAGAUGGACUACAAAGAUCAACAAGCGCAAGCGUAGAGCUCUGAAUCUUGUUGAACAGCAGACACAAUUGAUCAAAGAAUACCGUCACCUGACCGGGUCACGUGACACCAAACCAAGUGAACCACCCCAGGGCAUUAGUCAACCUCAAAAGCAGGGUUCGUUGGAUAAACUGGUCUCCUAUCUCUCUAAGCAGUUCAAAAAUAUGACCAGGAAAGAGCUAACGGAUUCCAUCCUACAGGUUCGUUUGGAUCAUAACGGAAGUCUCAGUGGUAUUGCCAUGGGGACAAUCAUCUCAGAAGCUAGCAGUUACCUCACCCGAGCAGAAAAGAAGAAGAAGAGAAAGGAUUCUGAGAUAGUUGGUAUGUGUGCAGUCUGUCAAGAUGAUCUGUAUGGUGAUCCAGAUGAAAGAAAGCUAGAAUGUGGACAUAACUUCCACAAUAAGUGUAUCAAGUCAUGGGUGAAUGAGGAAGGGACAUGCCCGAUCUGUCGUAAACACACUCUCUUUCCAGAAGAUUUUCCCAGACUCCAGUGAAGUGCCACAGAUUACAAGUCUUUUCUUUGAAAACCGUACAUCAAUGUAUAUAUGUGUGCAUUUUCAUUCUUUUCUAUAAGUGUGUCCUAGUCUUUUUGUUGCUUUAUUUAACAAAGUCCUGAGAAAAUACGAAACAAUAAACCUUGAACUUUCACCUUGAUUUUGUUAUUGUUAUUACACGUCAAAAAUUGCCAACUCACAAAGUGUCAAAUACUGCCAACUCAAAAGUGCCAAAGUAUUAAGUUCAGUAUAAAAUAUGUAUGUAAAUGAAGUUUUUGUGUAUAGCCAUUUAAAUAGUUGUUGAUAUUGCAUUAAAAAAAUGGUGCAAAUUCUGUAUUAUUUUGAGCCACGUUUUUGUUUUUUAUUAGCAAUAUUACUUUUUUUUACAACAUGAAUAAAACAACUCUGCUAUCUUUGAAAAUCAUGUUUCAUAUUUUGUUUUUCUAUAUUCAGAUCAAACAUGAUACUCGUAGAAACAAGCAUAGUAUGUUUAGUUUUUUUUUUUCCUGAUAUGUUUCAAUAAGACAUUGAACUCCGACAUUUCUUGGUAAUGUAUAGGUUUGACAAAGUUAAAAUGAAAAAUAAUUGCAUUUGCUUUGUAGAGCAGUAGGCCUACCAUCAUGUAUGUUUUUAGAUUAAGUUUAGUUUAGUGUAUGGGUAUUAGUUUUGAUAUCUUUGUUAUGUAGGAAUCAGAUAAAUAUGGAUGUCACAUUUGGAGCUGUGUAGCUGGAUGCCUUUGCUCCUGGAAUAGAAAAGAAAUUCUUAAAUAUCACUGGUCUUUGUAUUUGGGCCUUAAAAAUUGUGAACAUUAUAAUUAUUUUCAAUGAUUUGUGAAAUGUAAACUUCUACAAAAUGCUGUCCUGUCACAUGACUGUUGUUUCUGAUAUUUAAAUCUUAAUUUCAAGUCCAAUAUGUUUCCAGCCACUUUUAAUUGACUGACCUGGGGCCCGUUUCAUUAAGAGUUACAUAUGUUGUAACUUUGCCAUUAUGGCAACUACCAUGGUAAUCUUGAUUGCGAUUGGCUGCUGAACCCUGUUACCAUGGUAGUUGCCAUAAUGGCAAAGUUACAACAGUUUAAACUCUUUAUGAAACGAGCCCCAGAUAGAUAAUUGCUUGUCCACCCUAGCAAUAAGCUUUGAAUGUUUGGGUUAAAGGGAAAAGUUAUGACAGAAAUUUUAGUUUUAGAAUAGAGUGAGAACAAGGAUUUUGGAUAGUAUGGAGCACACAGGCUUAUUCUUGACUUGAUAUACAGGUUUUCCAUAGAGCUAUUUUCUUUCAAAUAAAUGUCAUGUGAUCCAGCAUUAUAAAUUGCGUCUAAUGAAACGUCUGCACAGAGACCAUCAGCGGGGAAAAUUAGUAUGAUUAUUUUAGCCCUUUGUGCUCUUUAAACUAGCAGUUGCAUUUUUUAGAGAAUGCAUUAGAACUACAUAUAUUUCUGUGACUCUUACAAGAAUAAUUUGCACCCCUUUUUAUAACCUAUAUUUUCAGGUUGCAAGCUUAUUCCAUUAUGUUCAUUGAAAUGGAGAUUGUUUGAAAUAUGCUGAAGUAAAAAGUGAAGAGGCUGAAUAAAUAAUGUAAAUAAAUAAGUCUCUCUGAAACAUUCCAAAAAGGUUAUGCAAAGAGACUAUCAGUAUUAUAUAAAGAUAUUAAUUUAUGUUGUAGCAUGAACAUGAUGAUCACCAGGUCGAAGUGCCAAAAUACAUGUAGGUGGAGAUCAAUUAAAUGUUUUACUCUUGGUUUUGAAUGUUUUUGUAUUUUCAGAGAAUAUGUAUUGCCACUAACCUAAUGAAUAUGUGAGUUACUUUUGUGUCGUAAGCCAGUACUUGAUUCACUAUUUGCUUGGAGGUCUAUUUCAUUUUCAACUGUUGUCCUCAUAAUUUGAUUUAUUCUUAUGAUGUAGUAAUCUGGAGAGCUCAGAUCAAGCUCUCCAAAGUGGAAUCCAAAGGGACUGGAAAGGAAAUUGAUGACAUUAUUUAAGAAGAAAAAUAUGUUUUAUAGGGAGCUGGAGCUGAAAUCAGUUUCAAAGGCAAAGACUUCCCAUAGAAAGGUCAAUUUAAAGAAAUCAAGAAUAUUCUUACCUUAUAAGGUUGAAAAUUACAUCAAACAUAAAAUGAAGAAAAAAUAUAUCACAUUUAAAAUUUUGCAUAAUUGACAAAACAGUUUAACAAACGAAUCAGCAGGUGAGCAAAUGAGUGACGUCACCAACCCACUAUCUUCAUUUUAUGAAAUAGUAAAAUUACAUUGUAUAUACAGGGACACUUCCCUGGUAUAUACAAGAGAGGGAACAGAUGUUACCAACUCGCCAUUUUUUAUAUUUCAAUUUUUUUCCAAAUAAUCCAAGUUGGAUUGUCCCAUGAACAUGUGGAUUGCUGUAACCUAUUGUGAUACAAUCAAGGUUUUCCCUGUUAUAACAAAUUUAUUUCAUAUGAUCAAAUACAGAAGAAAUAGUGUAUGACAUCAUAGGCUAUCUCAUUAACAUAUCACCUGUCUUGUGAAUUAAACUGUUAUGUGCAACCCCCCCAAAAAAAAAUUAUUAAAUACCACAUCUCAUUUUAAAAACAA